Hemiscyllium ocellatum (epaulette shark) is the source of this 603-nucleotide messenger RNA. RefSeq names its product forkhead box protein D3-B-like. The transcript has 2 exons. NCBI's taxonomy places the organism in Eukaryota, Metazoa, Chordata, Chondrichthyes, Orectolobiformes, Hemiscylliidae. Gene Ontology annotation, molecular function: RNA polymerase II cis-regulatory region sequence-specific DNA binding; DNA-binding transcription factor activity, RNA polymerase II-specific. Gene Ontology annotation, biological process: cell differentiation; regulation of transcription by RNA polymerase II; anatomical structure morphogenesis. The record is from RefSeq and is a predicted model, not a curated record. The coding region runs from base 34 to 603 and encodes 189 amino acids.
AAACCUCCCUACUCCUACAUCGCCCUGAUCACCAUGGCUAUCCUGCAGAGCCCAGACAAGAAGGUGACCCUGAGUGAGAUCUGUCAGUUCAUCAGCAGCCGCUUCCCUUAUUACCGAGAGAAAUUCCCAGCCUGGCAGAACUCCAUCCGCCACAACCUCUCCCUCAAUGACUGCUUCAUCAAGAUGUCCCGGGAGCCGGGGAACCCCGGGAAAGGCAGCUACUGGAGCCUGGACCCAGCCUCCGAGGGAAUGUUCGAGAACGGGAGCUUCCUGCGCCGCAGACGGCGCUUCAAGAGGCAGACCCAGAGGGAGAGCUCAAGCCUCCGGCCGAUGCUCCAGGGGGCUGCCGGCAGCUCAGAGGUGGAGCCCUCUCGCCUCCUGCAGAGCACCUCAUUCAGCAUCGAGAGCCUGAUGGGAGCUGGUCCCUCUCCCCCCUUGAGCCUCCCAGUCUGGGCUAACCCUCCGUCCUGUCACCCUUUCCAGUCCAGCCCCUGGCUGCUCUCCACCGUCCUGAACAUGUCCACAAGACGCGUGUACAACCCCAGGAACAACCGUCUGAUGGGGACCCCCUCCACUAGGCUCCCUCUCCGCUCCCCACCCUAA